Molecule: messenger RNA, 528 nt
Organism: Trematosphaeria pertusa
Lineage: Eukaryota; Fungi; Ascomycota; Dothideomycetes; Pleosporales; Trematosphaeriaceae
Exons: 2
Coding region: 1-528 (175 amino acids)
Biological process (GO): arachidonate secretion; phospholipid metabolic process
Molecular function (GO): A2-type glycerophospholipase activity
Source: RefSeq, a predicted model, not a curated record
AUGAAGGCCGCCAUUCUUACCGUCUUGGGCAUCCUGUCCGUGGCAAUGGCCGCGCCCAGCGGCAACCUAGCCUCGCGCGAGACAGCAAACGAAGCAACCGACCGUCUCCUCUUCAGCACCUCCAUCAGCAACUUUGAAACGGCUCGGAAUGCUAAGAACCCUCCGAGUCUGGACUGGAGUUCGGACGGAUGCAGCUCGUCGCCCGACAACCCGCUCGGGUUCGACUUCCUCUACUCCUGCCACCGCCACGACUUCGGCUACCGCAACUAUAAGAAGCAAUCCCGCUUCACCGACGCCGGCAAAGCCAAGAUUGACCUCAAUUUCAAGAACGACAUGUACAACCAGUGCGAGAGCGAGUGGCUCGAGAGUCUGUGUAAGGACUUUGCGGACUUGUAUUACACGGUUGUCAAGGAGGUGGGGUCGAAGAGGGCUGUGGAGAUUAUGGAGAGGGAGUCGAAACUGAAGAGGGAGGCCAAGGCGAUUUUGGAGGCGCGGGACAGGAAGGCCAGGACCGCGAGGGAGGAGUGA